AUGAUGAGGUUACAGACUACGAACAUCACUAAAAUAUUAUUCUUUUUGUUAUUGACGUCCCUCCCUGUGGUGAUAAGGGAUCAUAACCAAGAUGGGGAAAGAAGACACCGCAGAAAGCAAAAUCGCAUCAAGAAAGCCAAGGCAAUUGCUCCGCGUCCGGCAGCAGGCCCUCUUAGACCGGUAGUCAGAUGCCCUACAGUACGUUAUCACACUAAAGUCCGUGCUGGCCGAGGAUUUACUCUGAGGGAAAUUAGGGCUUCUGGAUUGAAUCCAGCUUUUGCUAGGACUAUUGGAAUUGCUGUGGACCCACGUCGUCGUAAUAAGUCAGUAGAGAGCCUACAGAUUAAUGUCCAGCGGCUAAAAGAAUACAGGGCACGCCUGAUCUUAUUCCCUAAGGGAAAGAAGGUCCUCAAGGGCGAGGCUAAUGAAGAAGAACGUAAAUUGGCUAAACAACUUCAUGGUUCUCUAAUGCCAGUGCGUCAACCUGCUCCAAAGUCCGUAGCACGCGUUAUCACUGAAGAGGAAAAAGACUUCAAGGCUUACCAAUACCUCAGGGGUGCUCGGUCAAUAGCUAAGCUUGUUGGCAUUAGGGCUAAGAGAUUAAAGGAUGCUGCUGAGAAUCCAGAUGAUGUUACCAAGGCACCAGCAGCUCCUAAAGAACCGAAAAGUAAAAAGUGA
Molecule: messenger RNA, 678 nt
Organism: Leptosia nina
Lineage: Eukaryota; Metazoa; Arthropoda; Insecta; Lepidoptera; Pieridae
Source: the annotation of a GenBank genome assembly